Molecule: messenger RNA, 426 nt
Organism: Miscanthus lutarioriparius
Lineage: Eukaryota; Viridiplantae; Streptophyta; Magnoliopsida; Poales; Poaceae
Source: the annotation of a GenBank genome assembly
AUGCCUACAGAACCGCGUCAGCGUGCUGCUACUAUCCGUGAGCAAUUGUCAGCGCUAGACAAUGGUAAGGUGGUCGACGAGUUCACCCUCCCACUGGGCAAGAAGCUGAAGGAAGGCCUGAAGAGCCUCAACAAACUCACCGUGUCACAGAGGAGGAACAACAAGAGGCAGGCCCUGCUUACCCAGGUCAGUGGGCGGAAUGACUCGUUGUUCUUCGCGACUGUUGGGGCGUUUGUGCUUGUCCCGCCUUUCGCCAUUCUAGCUAUUGCUGUCAUAACUGGCAAGACGACGAUACUGAAGAUACUAGGCGGGAAGCACAUGGUGGAUCCGAGCAUGGUGCGGGUCCUAGGAAGGUCCACCUUCCACGACACGGUGCUCACCUCCUCCAGCGACCUCUCUGCUAUCUCGGCGGUGAGGUGCAGGUGA